Molecule: messenger RNA, 1138 nt
Organism: Tigriopus californicus
Lineage: Eukaryota; Metazoa; Arthropoda; Copepoda; Harpacticoida; Harpacticidae
Source: RefSeq, a predicted model, not a curated record
GUAUAGUAAAUCAAGACAGAUGUCAAACGACUAAACUGUCCCAGAUUUAAGACUGGAGGCGUACAACGAAAACACUUGAACCAAUAAACGAUACAUUUCGUUAUAGAGCGCGAGACGCUUGAAGUCUCGCGUAUUCAUUGGUCAUCCGUGCUUGGAUCAAGAUGACUUGGAAAUAUCACCUGAUGUUGCUUUGGGGAGCUCUCCAUGUCGUUCAAGCCCACGAAUUCGACUCAGAAUUCGUUCAGUACAUCCCUGGGGAGAUUAACGUGAUCGUAAGCAUACCGCAUGGAUCCCGAUCCAGCCCAACGUCUUGGCCUUCACGACGAGCGGGAUGUUCCAACACCAAUGGAUACGAUUGCUUCUAUUCCAGUACAUCUUCUUGCGUUCCCGAUCCAAAUUCGUGCUCAUAUGGUUACUUCACCGAUGCUUUCACCGAGGAUAUUGGCAUUGAAGUGGCCAAUGUCGUCAAACAACGUCUUGGCAAACAACCCCACGUCCUUAUCUUGAAGGUCGCUAGGAAGAAGCUGGAUGUGAACCGCCCAAUCUUCAACUCCUAUAAUGGCAAAUAUGACGAGGGCGCCCAAGGUUUUGCUCCUGCUCAAGCAGUCUAUGACAAAUACCACGGGCGUUUGGCCCAAAUCAAAUCCCAAAUGAUGGGACGAGGCAUUCUCUUGGAUAUCCACGGCCAGGCACACAAGCAAAACAGCACCGAGUUGGGCUAUCUGUUCCGUUUGGAUCAAAUCGAGGAUUUGAUUAAUGGCGUGGACAAUCUUGAGACUCAAAGAAGACGUUGUGGUCUCUUGUCCUUAUUGGAUGAGACCAACGCUUCCGUGUGGGAUAUGUUGCUGGGUCCCAAUAGCUUGGGCAAAUAUCUUGAAGAUCAAGGAUUCAAGGCUCUGCCAGGACCAAGCACCCUUCAAAUGAGUGCGGCAACGUUGAGCGGCUUGAAUUAUUUCAAUGGGGGUCACACUGUGAAAGAGCACGGAUCAAGAUAUUCCAACGGGAAGCAAAUGGACGCCGUUCAAGCCGAAAUCCCGGGCGAGAUCCGGUGGAGCUCCUCGUUGAGGCCCACUUACGCUCAAGCGCUUGGCAAUGCUUUUAGCGACUUUGUAUUGCAUUUCUAUCCAAAUAUUCUAGU